GUCUUAAUAUUUCUAUUAUUAUUGACAAAAAAGCUAAAUCACAGAAACUCAUUAAUAAUAGACUGGGAUAUGAUAUAAAGUAUGUUGACUCGUAUAUUCUAAAUUAUUGUGGUAUUAAUAAUUUACAACGAUACUUUAAUGAUCUUUAUAAGACUGAAAGACAAUACGAUACUUUAUCAGUUAUUCGACCACACGAGACAUUGAAGCAAUAG
Molecule: messenger RNA, 212 nt
Organism: Diversispora eburnea
Lineage: Eukaryota; Fungi; Glomeromycota; Glomeromycetes; Diversisporales; Diversisporaceae
Source: the annotation of a GenBank genome assembly